This is a messenger RNA of Lolium rigidum, 2158 nucleotides long. RefSeq names its product WRKY transcription factor 6-like. The transcript is spliced from 6 exons. Lineage: Eukaryota; Viridiplantae; Streptophyta; Magnoliopsida; Poales; Poaceae. Gene Ontology annotation, biological process: regulation of DNA-templated transcription. The record is from RefSeq and is a predicted model, not a curated record. Bases 98 to 1807 code for a protein of 569 amino acids. Gene Ontology annotation, molecular function: sequence-specific DNA binding; DNA-binding transcription factor activity.
CUCUCUUCCUCCUUCUUCUCCUGUAGCCUCUCUCUCUCCGGGCACACACGUUUCUACUGUUCUCGGUCCAUCUUCUCCGAGGAGGCGUUCCAUUUGCAUGGAAAAGGGCCACCUCGGUGGCGGCGGACUCGCUCUCGACGCGUCGCCGCGCCCGCUCGGAUUCCUCAACCUGCUCUCGCCGCCGCCCUUCCACAGGAGCAUGGAGGCGGACGACGGCAGCGCUAGCGGUAGAGGGCGGAGGUCCGUGGAGGUGGACUUCUUCUCCGACGAGAAGAAGAACAUGAAGAAGAGCCGGGUCUCGGCCGCCGACGCGGAGGAGGAGCGCAAUAAGGGCCAGGACGCGGCGUCCAUCAAGAAGGAAGACUUCACCAUUAACCUCCUUCCGGGGAACAACAACGCGAGGAGCGACCGGUCGACGGUGGUGGACGACGACGCGGCGUCCCGGCGGCACGCGGAGGACAAGAACAGCCGGAACGCCAGCGAGCUGGCGGCGAUGCAGGCGGAGCUGAGCCGCAUGAACGAGGAGAACCAGCGGCUGCGGGGGAUGUUGACCCAGGUCACCAACAGCUACCAGGCGCUGCAGAUGCACCUCGUCGCGCUCAUGCAGCAAAGGAACCAGCUGCAGCUGCCUCCGGCCCAGCCGCAACAACAACCUCCGCAUCACGAGGAUGGCGGUAAGACCGAGCAGGGUGCCAUGGUGCCCAGGCAAUUCCUCGGUUUGGGUCCCUCCGGCGCCGGCGCUGAUGUGGUGGAGGAGCCGUCCAACUCGUCCACGGAGGUCGGGAGCCCGCGUCGGUCCUCGUCCAAUGGAAACGACGACCCUGAGCCAGCGGCUGCCGGGCCCGGCGGACACGCGAUGAGCGGCCAGCAGCUGGGGGUAGCGCCCAAGGGCCAUGACCAGCAGCAGCAGGCGCAGGAGGCCACCAUGAGGAAGGCCCGCGUAUCCGUUCGCGCGAGAUCAGAAGCUCCAAUCAUCGCCGAUGGCUGCCAAUGGAGGAAGUACGGGCAGAAGAUGGCCAAGGGCAACCCUUGCCCACGCGCCUACUACCGCUGCACCAUGGCCACCGGCUGCCCGGUGCGCAAGCAGGUGCAGCGAUGCGCCGAGGACCGCAGCAUCCUCAUCACCACGUACGAGGGCACCCACAACCACCCGCUCCCGCCGGCGGCGAUGGCGAUGGCGUCCACCACGUCGGCCGCCGCCUCCAUGCUGCUCUCGGGCUCCAUGCCCAGCGCCGACGGCCAGGGCCUCAUGAGCUCCAACUUCCUCGCCCGCACCGUGCUGCCCUGCUCCUCCAGCAUGGCCACCAUCUCCGCCUCCGCGCCAUUCCCGACCGUCACGCUCGACCUCACCCACGGCCCGCACGGCCCGCCGCCGCCCAACGCCCUGCCGCUCAGUGCCGCGCGGCCGGCCGCGCCGGGGCAGUUCCAGAUCCCGCUCCCCGGCGGCGGGAUGGCUCCGGCCUUCGCGAUGCCGCCCCACAUGCUGUACAACCAGUCCAAGUUCUCCGGCCUGCACAUGUCGUCCGACUCCUCCUCCGUCGAUGUUGCGCAGUUCGCGCAGCCGAGGCCGCCGGCGAUGGGCCAGCUGUCCGACACCGUCAGCGCGGCCGCCGCGGCGAUCACCGCAGACCCCAACUUCACGGUGGCGCUCGCGGCCGCCAUCACGUCGAUCAUCGGCGGCCAGCACGCGGCCGCUGCCGCCGGCAACAGCAACGCCAACAACAACAACACAAACAGAAACAACGACAACAACAACGACGACGUGACCAUGACGACGAGCAACAACACCAACAGCGAGACGCAAUGAGCGGCAAGCUUCUUCGUCCAUGCCGAUCGAACGAGUUCAGAUAGGUUUGCAAGUUAUACAAGCGCCGAGGCGCGCAUGAAUGGCGUUCCAUUCUUCUUUGUUCAGGAUUAGGUUCUCUCUUGAGAUCUCCCGUUGGUUUUGACACCACAGAGGCUCAAGCAGGCAAGAUAUACAAUCACUUUUUCUUUCGUGGGUGACAAACAGAGUUGUAUUAGUUCAUUUCUUCUCCUUGGUUCUCUUCUUCCAUCGAUCGCCAACAGUUGUUGAUAUUUCCAUGCACUGUAAUAAUAGUAGUACAGUAGUAAAUGAGUACAAUAAUAACGCCUCCCGAGAUUUUUGGAUGCUAGUCAA